AUGUCUUAUGCAGGUUUUUCUAAGAGUAUAGCAGGCGUAGGAUCGUGGAGUGCAGCUUCCCUACCAACGGAGGAGCCUGCCGUACAUGGUGCUUUAGAACCUACCGACACCCCAUCGAUGAUCAUGGCUUCUGAGGAGGAGCCUACGAAGGACAAUGAUGACACCGAGAUUGAUUAUAUUCCAGCUAAGCACUUGUCCGAUCCUGACUAUACACCAGCUAACCACUCCUGCCCGGACCCUUCUAGCUCGUUCAUUCACCAGACUACACACCAGCUGGACUUGAGCUUCUUAGCUCAGAUUACGAGUCGGGCGAGAACGAGGAGGAUAUUUCUACCUCGUUGGAGAUCUCACCACCCCUCCCCACUCCUUCACAUCGCUUUCAGAGCUCACACUACUAGCACUCGGACCGCCCAUCACUCAGAUCGCAUAGGAUUGAUGGACUCCGAGCUCAUUCUUUUGAGGAUGAACCUGAGGCAAGUAGCAGAGCGGGUAUAA
This is a messenger RNA of Lactuca virosa, 495 nucleotides long. Lineage: Eukaryota; Viridiplantae; Streptophyta; Magnoliopsida; Asterales; Asteraceae. The record is from the annotation of a GenBank genome assembly.